AGGCGCCAGCUUCUGUCAGAGGUGGCGAAAAGGAAGAGCCUGGACCUUGAGAGGCUGACCUUUGCCUUCGAUUUAGUCUCCACUCGUGCCGUGGGUGCCAGCAUCGAUGCCUGCGCGUUGAUUCCUGGAGUGGAUUUGGCGAACCACGGCCCCAAAGCCAACACAGAUCUCAGCGUAGCCGGUACUCCCGGGCUCCGCUCGGGCCGCGCCACAGUGCUGGGGCACGGCAAGAUCUGGGAGCACGGGUCAGCCGGGCUGGUGGCGGCUCGUGAUUUGGCAGCUGGCGAGGCCGUGCGCAUCUCCUAUGGCAAGUACCCGAAUCAACGCUUUCUGCUGGACUAUGGUUUCACCCUGGGAGGAGAAAACCCUUUGGGAGACGAGGAGAAGGAGCAUCCCAACACCGGGAACCGAUGGGAACCGGGUUUUCUCAGCCUGGUACCCAUAUGGUUCCCAGCCCCAAUGAACAGAAUAGUCUUGAGUCUUUACUUCAAAAAUGGUGGAUCGGAUUGACCCAUGGCCAAAAUCUCAAACGGCCACGUGAUUUAAGUUGGUUGCUUUGCUGAAAUAGCUGCUUCCGUUGCCGGCAGCCAGGAAGAUUUAGCAUGAGAGGGUCGCAGCUUGCAGUUUGCGGGCUGGGGGAUUUGUGUCAAUAUGAUUGAAAUCCCCCAAGCGCAGGGACUAGAUUGAGUUCAUGGUGUGUUUCACGGUUUUUAACAUUUUCC
Molecule: messenger RNA, 722 nt
Organism: Cladocopium goreaui
Lineage: Eukaryota; Dinophyceae; Suessiales; Symbiodiniaceae
Source: the annotation of a GenBank genome assembly